Psammomys obesus (fat sand rat) is the source of this 348-nucleotide messenger RNA. It is a transcript of the gene Pth, whose product is annotated as parathyroid hormone. Gene Ontology annotation, molecular function: parathyroid hormone receptor binding; hormone activity. The transcript has 2 exons. Gene Ontology annotation, biological process: cell-cell signaling; intracellular calcium ion homeostasis. Gene Ontology annotation, cellular component: extracellular region. The coding region runs from base 1 to 348 and encodes 115 amino acids. The record is from RefSeq and is a predicted model, not a curated record. Lineage: Eukaryota; Metazoa; Chordata; Mammalia; Rodentia; Muridae.
AUGAUGUCUACAAAAGCCAUGGCUAAAGUAAUGAUCAUCAUGCUGGCAGUUUGUCUUCUAACCCAAACAGAUGGGAAACCUGUUAAGAAGAGAGCUGUCAGUGAAAUACAGCUAAUGCACAACCUGGGCAAACAUCUGGCCUCCAUGGAGAGGAUGCAAUGGCUGAGAAAGAAGCUGCAAGAUGUACACAAUUUUGUUAGUCUUGGAGUUCAAAUGGCUGCCAGAGAAGGCAGUUACCAGAGGCCCACUAAGAAGGAGGAAAAUGUCCCUGUUGAUGGCAAUCCAAAAAGUCUUGGUGAGGGAGACAAGGCUGAUGUGGAUGUGUUAGUUAAGGCUAAACCUCAGUAA